Messenger RNA from Sceloporus undulatus (fence lizard), 4443 nucleotides. RefSeq names its product myelin transcription factor 1 (gene MYT1). The record is from RefSeq and is a predicted model, not a curated record. Gene Ontology annotation, molecular function: DNA-binding transcription factor activity, RNA polymerase II-specific; RNA polymerase II cis-regulatory region sequence-specific DNA binding; zinc ion binding. NCBI's taxonomy places the organism in Eukaryota, Metazoa, Chordata, Lepidosauria, Squamata, Phrynosomatidae. Gene Ontology annotation, cellular component: nucleus. Gene Ontology annotation, biological process: regulation of transcription by RNA polymerase II.
GUGACUUGAACUGUGAUCUUUGAGUUGUGCAGUUCUUGUUCCAAGGUGCUCAGGGAAGGAAAGCAAGAGAAAGCAAGAAUGAAGCUCUGUGGAACAUUUCUAGAAAAUGAGUUCCGAGGCAAACUGCUGAGUCAAAAGUGGACCCGUGGAGAAAGGAUCAGCAGUUGUGAGACAACAAAAAGCCUCCACAGCAGGCACAUCAAGAUGAGUUUAGAGAAUGACGAUAAGCGAGCACGCACGCGAUCAAAGGCAAUCAGAGUACCAACAGAACUCAUCGGUCAAGAAGUGAGCUGCCCUACUCCAGGAUGCAAUGGAUCAGGACACAUCCGGGGAAAGUAUGCAAGACAUAGGAGUUUACAAAGUUGCCCCCUAGCGAAGAAGAGGAAGCUUGAACAUACAGAAGCAGAACAUCCCGCAUCUAAGAGGAAAUCUCACCCCCUUAAACUAGCUCUGGAUGAAGGCUACAACGUAGACAGUGAUGGGAGUGAAGAGACUGGGGCGAAAGAGGAGUCUGUGACGGAUGAUUCUGAAGGCAGCUUGGAGGAGGACGAGGUGGAGACGAUAGACCAAGAAGAAACCUACAGCAGUCCUCUGCCACAAGAAGGCCAAGUAACAGACGGAAAUCUGGAAGCCAAGGAACAUAGAUCUGAAAGUGAAGAGCAAGUCUCCAGUGCUGGGGAAAAUGUGGAUUUGCUGCAUGAAGGGGUGACAGAAGAAGAGGAGGAAGAGGAGGAUGAGGAGGAGGAAGAGGAAGAAGCUGGUGAGGAGGAAUGUGAAAAGGAGAUCAUCAUUCAGACAGAAGAUGCUGAGGAAGUCAUCGAGGUCACCAGCGAACGUGGCAGCGACUUGUGCCUGGAACAUCGAGACAAUGAAGUGAGCUGUGAGGAAUCUUGCAAAUUGCAAAAAGAGGAUGAAGAAGAAGAGGAGGAGGAAGAGGAAGAGGAGAAUGAAGAAGAAGAGGAAGAGGAGGAAGAGGAAGAAGAUUAUGAAGAUGAGGAGGAGGAAGAGGAGGAGGAGGAGGAGGAGGAGGAAAAAGCAUCUGAAAUAAUCUGUGAGGAAGUUCCUCACACAUCUCAGGACUCCCCCAAAACACACUGUGAAGGACCGACGGUCAGCCCCAAGCCUGAGUAUUCUGUUAUUGUGGAGGUGAGGUCAGAUGAUGACAAGGACGAUGAUUCUCACUCCCAGAAAUCCACUGUGACUGAUGAAUCUGAGAUGUAUGACAUGAUGACCCGGGGGAACCUGGGGCUCUUGGAACAGGCCAUUGCACUGAAAGCGGAACAAGUGAAGGUGGUGAAGGAUCCUGGCCAGCAACUGACAGGGGAGCACAUAAAACAGUACCAGGUUGAAGAGAAGCAGAACAAAGCUCUGGACUCCAUCAGAAAGAACUACUACAACAAAGAUCCGUCAAGACCAGAGAAGCGUGAGAUCAAAUGCCCAACUCCUGGCUGUGAUGGCACAGGCCAUGUCACAGGGCUUUACCCUCACCAUCGCAGUUUGUCUGGCUGUCCGCACAAAGACAGGAUCCCUCCAGAGAUCUUGGCCAUGCAUGAGAAUGUAUUAAAAUGUCCAACACCUGGGUGCACCGGACAAGGCCAUGUGAACAGUAACCGCAACACUCACCGAAGCUUGUCCGGGUGCCCCAUUGCAGCUGCUGAGAAGCUUGCCAAAUCCCAUGAAAAGCAGCAGCCCUUGACGGGUGACCCUUCAAAGAACAACUCAAAUUCUGAUCGGAUACUCAGGCCUAUGUGUUUUGUGAAGCAACUGGAGGUGCCUCAGUACGGGAGCUACAGGCCCAAUAUGGUUCCCACCACGCCAAGGGCCAACUUGGCCAAGGAGCUGGAGAAGUACUCCAAGGUCACCUUCGAUUAUGCAAGUUUUGAUGCUCAGGUUUUUGGCAAACGCAUGCUUGCCCCAAAGAUUCAGACUAGCGAAACCUCACCUAAAGCCUUUAAAUGCUUCGACUACUCCCAUGAUGCUGAAGCGGCGCAUAUGGCAGCCACUGCCAUUUUGAACCUCUCCACUCGCUGUUGGGAAAUGCCUGAGAAUCUCAGCACCAAGCAACAAGAUCUCCCUAGCAAGUCAAUGGACAUUGAAGUGGAUGAAAAUGGGACUUUGGACUUAAGCAUGAACAAACAUCGGAAACGGGAGAGCGCCUUCCCCAGCAGCAGUAGCUGCAGCAGUAGCCCCAGCAUCAAAUCCCCAGAUGUAUCCCAACGCCAAAACAGCACCAGUGCCACAAGCAGCACCAUGACCUCACCCCAGUCCAGCCACACGUCCCGCCAAGAUGAAUGGGAUGGCCCCAUUGACUACACCAAACCAAACCGGCAGCGGGAAGAAGAGCCAGAAGAGUCAGAUCCCGCCAUCCGUUCUUUCGCCUUCUGAAGCAGAUGCCAGGAGGUCCCUGAAGGUUUUGAAGAAAGGAAGUAUCCUGGAGAAAUCACCUUAACCAACUUCAAGCUUAAAUUCCUUUCCAAGGAGAUCAAGAAAGAGCUGCUUCGUGAUUGCCCUACCCCAGGCUGUGAUGGCAGCGGACACAUCACGGGGAAUUAUGCUUCUCACCGCAGCCUUUCUGGUUGCCCUCUUGCUGACAAGAGCCUAAGAAAUCUCAUGGCUGCCCACUCUGCUGACCUCAAGUGCCCAACUCCCGGCUGUGAUGGCUCCGGUCACAUAACAGGAAAUUAUGCAUCACACAGGAGUCUAUCAGGCUGUCCUCGUGCCAAGAAAAGUGGAAUCAAGAUUACCCCCACAAAGGAUGACAAAGAGGACCCAGAACUGAUGAAGUGCCCUGUUCCUGGUUGUGUCGGGCUUGGACACAUCAGUGGUAAAUAUGCCUCCCAUCGCAGUGCCUCGGGAUGCCCCCUUGCAGCCCGGAGGCAGAAAGAAGGGUCUCUCAAUGGCUCGUCCUUUUCGUGGAAGUCACUCAAGAAUGAGGGUCCAACCUGUCCAACCCCAGGUUGUGAUGGCUCAGGUCAUGCAAAUGGAAGCUUCCUCACCCAUAGAAGCCUUUCAGGGUGUCCAAGAGCUACUUUUGCUGGGAAAAAAGGGAAAAUCUCAGGGGAUGAAAUUCUCAACACUAAAUUCAAGACCAGCGAUGUUCUAGAAAAUGAUGAAGAAAUUAAGCAGUUAAACAAAGAAAUUAGUGAGCUGAAUGAAUCCAACACUGAGAUGGAAGCAGCCAUGGUGAAGCUGCAGACACAGAUCUCAAGCAUGGAGAAGAACCUUAAGAAUAUUGAGGAGGAGAACAAGAUCAUUGAGGAGCAGAAUGAAGCCCUCUUCCUUGAGCUCUCAGGGCUAAGCCAGACUCUUAUCCAAAGUCUUGCCAAUAUCCGCCUUCCACACAUGGAACCAAUCAGUGAGCAGAACUUUGAUGCAUACGUCAACACCCUUACUGAUAUGUACACAAACCAGGAGUGCUACCAGAAUCCUGAGAACAAGGACCUGCUGGAAAGCAUCAAACAGGCCAUAAAAGGAAUUCAGGUCUAGAUCCAAUGGGACAAAAAAAGGGGGGUAGAGAACCAGAAGAAGAAGAGAGGGAAAAGUAAAAAAAUAAAUUUUAAAAAGUGGAAAUUCAAGUUACUGGAAAAAUAUAGAGGACCUUCACUCUGCAUAUUCAGGUUUACAAGUUACGAAACUUGUCGAAUGAAUGAAUCAAAGGACCAAAAUGUAACCAAGAGGCCAUUCACAAGAAGAACUGAACUCAAAAUGUUUUUGUUUACUUGGUGGCAUCCCUUUGGCAAAUGGUGCGGGCCUUGUUUUGACUUUUUGGCCAAUUCUAUGGGAUGCAGCUUCCAAGAGUGGCUUAGAAGUAAAGGGGAUCAAGGAUGUUCACAAGCCACUGGGCACAAAGAAGGCUCUUGGAAGAAUUAGUUUAAGGUUUAGAGCAUUAAAUGAACAGGGCUUUUAUCUGUAUCACAACAUACUCCACAACAUUGUGUUGCCUCUGGUCAUGUCCCCAGGUAACACACACAUCUUGUGACUUGUAUCGUACAUGUGAGUCUGGAGCUGCAGGUUAUGUGUCCAUCCCAAUCUGAACUGGGAUACUUACCCCACCAAGGAUUCCGAUACUUACUGGACAUAAAAACUCUUACAAGUAUUAUAGAGUAGCAUUAUUUUUUAUUUUCCAAAAGAGCAGCUCUGGAUCUCCAGUGGAAAGCGCAAUGGAAAAAAAAUAAUUACAAAAGGUUCUCAGGGAAGCUUUUUUGGAGUUUGCAACUACAGUAUUCCUUUGUCCGUCUUAAAAAAAAUGAUGAUAGCUAUUAAUGAACAGACCAACGUUGAAACAUUUUGUAUGGAAGAAUUCUAAGUGUGUCAUGGUCCAGUGUACAUGGGUUUUGGAAAGUCCUUUUGCUGACCGUUCUGGUUCUGUUUGUUGUUGUGAUCAUCGUUGAGUAGCUGCAAAGCACCGCAGGCGUCAAUGCCGGAGACACGUUUAAAGUGUGA